CCCCCAUCUGCCCCCCUUCUCCACUGGUGUUACGCUGAUUUCCUUCCCCAGCGGACGGGCUGCCUCUCUCCCUACUGGGACCCUCUCCGCCAUCCCUCUGGAGCCUUCCCUCCGCCUCUAGCUCCGAUGGCAGUUCCCUGACAGUACCUUUUAUCAUAUGUGGUGGUCCUGUGGAGUGCUAAAAGCGUUCUGGGAAAUGAUAUACACUGAGUUGAAGAAAGGGUUUAAGAGGCUUUUCUGUUAGGUAUAAUAUGUGAUGAAUUACCAGAGAAAAUAAGAGACUGUUUAUGGAUGCAAUGACGGCAGAAUGUUUUUGGCCCAGAGAUGGAAAGAAGGUGAAGUACCGACUAAAGAAGAGCGGCAGACCAAACUGAUGGAAUGCGCAGAAAUGGCGAGACUAAGGGGAAAGAUCAGAAACCAGGAAGAACAAGUAUUUUUAAAAGACUGGAAUAAUUUUAUUGUUUACUUGAAAGACCACUGUAGACAGUUAAAAUCACGGGCAGGGAUACAAGGACACUUGUAAUGUGAACUCAACUUUGGUUACUAUGAUUACAUAAUACAGUGGUACCUCGGGUUAAGUACUUAAUUCGCUCCGGAGGUCCGUUCUUAACCUGAAGCUAAACCUUUAGCUAAUGGGGCCUCCUGCUGCCGCCUCGCUGCCGGAGCACGAUUUCUGUUCUCAUCCUGAAGCAAAGUUCUUAACCCAAGAUACGAUUUCUGGGUUAACGGAGUCUGUAACCUGAAGCGUAUGUAACCUGAAGCAUAUGUAACCCGAGGUACCACUGUAGAUGGGUAAUGGUAAAAGAUGCAGGAAAAAAGGAAAAGGUAGAAUCUUUAGAACUGGAACCCAUGGCAGGGAGGUCUGAAGGUCUGAACCUUGAUAUUUUUUAUGUUUUGGAAAGGUUAAAGUUAUCGUGUAUUUAAUUUUUUUUAAAAAAAUUUAAGAGCAGGUGAUCUCCCAGCCAUCUGGUCUAGGGCACCACCCACUAACUGCCUCAGUCCUAUCUGGAUUGAGUUUCAGUUUGACAUUGAGUUUCAGACAUCCACUCCACCUUCCUCCCAGGGAAAGCAAAAGAGCAGAGACUGCUAAACUACUAAAAACGCUGAAAAACGGAGGGACACAUUCCAUGCUGGAUGUCAUCAGACGGUUGACUCAUGUUCAGCUUCUGGUCCAGUAAGACCAUUGUUGUUGUUGUUUAGUUGUUUAGUCGUGUCCGCCUCCUUGUGACCCCCUGGACCAGAGCACGCCAGGCCCUCCUGUCUUCCACUGCCUCCCUGUUUGGUCAAACUCAUGCUGGUAGCUUUGAGAACACUGUCCCACCAUCUCGUCUGGGAAACUUGGGAGAAAGUGAUCAUGUCCUCCCCUGAGACAGAGGGAAACGCAAGCUGAGUGUAGUCAGGAAUUCACUUUAAGGCGGCCAAUUUAAAAAGGCUUAAGGAGAUACUGGGUGAGAUCCUAUGUUCUGAAAUGCUAAAAGAAAUGGGAGCUUCUUCAAGGUGAAAUAUUGAAGACCCAAAUGCAGGCAGUCCCAACCGGAAAGAAAAGUGAGAGGCAUCUAAGGAAAACAGUGUGGCUGCAUAAGGAAAGUGAUGCCCAGCCUAGUAAUCAAAGAAUAAAUGAUGUAAGGAGGGAGCUGCAGUCCAGGAUCGGAAAAGAGGGAGUAACUGGACACCUGGCUUCUUCAAAUGAAUUCAGAUCUCCAGGACCUGAUGAGCUGCAUCCAAGGUACUGAAGGAGCUUGGGGAUGUAAUCUCAGAGCCUUCAUCUAGAGCUCUGAGGAUUCCUGGAGAACAGGAGAGGCUCCUGCAGACUGGAGGGGGGAAAUGUUGUCCCCAUCUUCAAAAACAGGAAAAAAACUACUGACCGGUGAGCUUGAGAUUGAUACCAGGCAACCAGGGAAGGUCCUAGAACAGAUCAUUAAACCGUCAGUCUGUGAGGACUGAGAAAAGGAUGCUGUGAUUACUAAGACCCAGCAGGGAUUUCUCGAAAACAAGUCAUGCCAGACCAAUCUGGCAGCUCCCAGAUGAUUGGCUGGGCUCCCUUUAUUAAUGGCAUUUCUACCCCUCCUCACUGAGUCCCCACAACAAUGGGGCUCCGUUCAAGGUGCUGACAUGAGGGGUUCACUUGGACCCCAAUCUCUGAAGAGCCUCUGGAGCAGAGCCCACUCAUUAUCGUUCCCCACCAAAUUUCUACCGUUUGCCACAGGCUGUCGGGGGGGGCGGGUCUUGUCUGAGGGAAAACCUAGUGAUUUGCAGUCUGAAGCAGGAGUUGGUCAAACCAGAAAAGCUUUUUUUUUUAACACAAAAAGUUGGUGAAAGCAAGUUGGGUCAGGAGAGGCAUUCUUUCAGGUAGAAGUUAAGUUAAUAUUCAACUAAACGGAAAGAUGUCACAGGCCUAAACACAGUAGUACAGGCACAGCGUCUCUCCAAAUCGGUUCUUCCACUUGAGGGAGAUGUUGAGGGGGGGCCAAAGAGGGGGCCAAAUGCUUCCCGGUGAUACGGAAGGGGGGGGGGCAUGUCUUCUUCUUCACCUUCUUCGCUACAAUAUAUCCAUUUAUUUCCAAUUGCCAAUGUCAAAAGGGACUAAAAUCUAUAAAAUUCAUAGAAAAUCAACUUGCCAAUUUGCUCAAUUUCUCUAGGACUCCAUGACACCUCCCCUGCCCUCCAUAAUCCCUCAAGCAAGGUGUCAAGACCCUAAUCCUGUCAAAUCGCUCUGCCAAGCCCUUCCUCCGGGCGAUGCCAGGUGACAGACUAUGCAUACAUGGACCAUUGUCUUCUCAGGAUGUGCUUAUCUGCGCAUAUCUCCAGCUCUGCAUAUUCCCCCCUCCCUCCUCCAUAUGUUAAUCCGGUGUAACCCAACCUCUUCCUAAUGUAUUCGUGAUGUAAUCUGUGUAACCCAACCUCUUCUUAAUGUAUUCAUGAUGUAACUGGGAUGUAUUUUGCACUGUAUUCUGGGACAUGGAGGGAAAUUUCAAAAGUUCAUGUCACCCCUUUCUCGCUGUUCAAUCUCGUCUUGAACCUGUUGCGCAAUAAACUUGGAUCUCCUGGAACUUGCUCCCGUCUCCGGCUGAGCUCAUUUUCUUCCGCAGGGACCCGCGGACUCAGUCCGACGAGCUGGGUGGCAGAGUAACCCCGCACCCAGAUUUUACCGUAACAGUUGGCGCCCCAACGUGGGGCUUGCGGUUCUCCCGAGCUGCUGACCGGGGGCCCCAAAAUCUUCAGCCGGCUCCGGGCCAUUUUGCCUGGGAAGAUCCUUUUGGACCCCGGCCAUCUUCCGGGCGGUAAUCGAAAGCCCUAGGAGUUCAGCCGGGGAGCAAAGAGGGAUCCAGCCGGCUUAUUCAUCGAUCCCGGGAUCAUCGUAGAAGACACGUGAGUAUAAGGAAAAGAAAAUCCAGUGCACUGGUGGGAAGGGUGGAAGUCUCCUGGCAACUGAAUUCUCUGCCCUCCUCUCUAUCGUUCCUUCUCACCUUUCUCUUGGUCCGGUUAGUGAGAGAGACCGUGGACCACCGCUCGACCCGAAAGGGGGGUUCUGAGCUCUAUCUCUUUCCUAAACCCUCCAGCCAGCCGCACCAAUUGGGAGCCCGAAAGUAAGACGGAGAGAGCCGACUUGAAAAAUAGCCGACCCUCCGCAACGGGCAUCCCAGUUGAAAGCAAGGGGUUGGAGUUCUCUUUCCGAGCUUCCCGAGCGUCCUUCCUAGGAGGCAGGAAGUGGUCUGGCUUUCUGUAUCAAUCCCAGCCGCACUGGUCGGUGCCACGUAACACGUGUAUCGUGCGUGAGCCCGCUUCCAAAAGCAAGGGGGAUUUUCGGUUCGAAACUCUAUCCAGGGAUCACCCGAUCUGGCACCGCACGGCACGGGCGUUCAGUAGGGCCCCUUUUCCUGAGAUUGUGACGAUAGGUAGGAGGUUGCCAGGAGGGAUAGCCCAUGAGGAAUUGGGCGGGAUUUGGCAGAGUGGAAAGGAACCCCAAGAUUUGGAAUAGGAAAUAAGGAAAGGAAUAAAGGGAAACCGGAUAGUUAGAGCUCACUAAAACCACUAGGAAGUUGCCAAGCAACAAGAGAUAGAAAAACCCUAAAUAGCCCCCUGUACAAGUUAACCAAAUCCCAAUCAACCCCUCUCUUUCUCCCUUCUCUAUCCCAGACACCCCCCCAAAAAAAGAAAAAACAACAAAAAGCAACAACAGCAACGCAUGCAUAUAUAAAGGGGUACCCAGUCAACCAAGCGUUGUGAGCCCUGCCAGUUUGAUUAACUGGUGGUGUGUUCGAAGAGGCAAGGAGGCUCAUAAAACCAUGUUGGACCUUCCUACUAAUUUCACUUAAUGAAGCCAAAGGUAGCGGCCCAACUCCUUGCAAUAACCAACUAAAGGAUGAGAAUAUAUAUGUUUACAUGUUGUCUGUUAUGUGUGUUGUCUGUUAAUACAUAUGAGAAUAUGUAUGUUUACAUGUCGUCUGUUAUGUGUGUUGUCUGUUCCUUCUGUCUCUGACAGACUGCCUUUCUUAAGUGCACAUAGUUUAAACUGCAAGCUUGCUUCAAAAUUUUAAAUCUAAGGAAGCCAGGCUGGACCUUGUCAAUCCUAAAUAAGACAAAAAUGAGAAUGAAGUGUGCAAAUGUUUACCCCACCUCUUGCUUUGCCGCAACCUUUGAGAUUGUGAGUCUACAGUCUAUUUUGGAAUGUGAAGUUAACCUAAUGUUUCUGCUGCAAAAGCGUAGUUGAGCACAACUGCUCUCUCAAGCUAAAAUGCAGUGUCUGUAUUUCAUUAAGCACAUGCCUAUGAAAAUAGGUGUUCCUUCUAAGAAAAUUGUUAAUAAAAGGUAGAAGCUUCGAUAGACAACAAUUCUCUAUCUAUAGAGUCCAGUCCUGAUAUCAGUCUCUAAGAUCAGCCAGGGUUUCCUGGCUUUUUAUUAGAAAAUGCCUUCCCCACUUGUUUCAGUCUCUUUCAGGUCCCCCCCCCCUUCUUACUUCCGUGCCGAGUGAAUUUACUCCCGAGUAAGCUUCCUUCAACAAGGGAGGGGGGCACAUUCUUUGCUAAAAGUACCCGACAUCUCACUUUCCUAUGUAUCGUUAUUCCUAUGCGAGUUCAGAAACAUUAUUAACUUUUGUAUCCCUUUUAAAUCAAAUCCAGGACUGUUUUUAUUAUUUGUGAGUGGUUAUAUCAACUGAAAUAACUCUAUGCUUAUAGAAUAUUCUCUCCCAGAUUCUCUUCCUAUCUUAUCUUAGGAAAACUGUUCUUCCUUUAAGAUCAUUUCUCUAGGAACUUGCACUCAUUAGUCUAAGGAAGUAAACUCUCACUCAAACUAUCUCAAGAUCUGCUAAAAGGGUUCUGUGUAAAGUUGGGUACUUUUAUUUUCCUCUUCCUUAGUACAUGAUAGGAGCAUAGGUGUUUCCUUUCGCAGUUGUAAAUCUGUACUUAAAUGUGUAUGUCUCUUUGGUAGUACAAAUCUUGCUGUGAAAUCUUGCUGUGAACCCUAUAUUUUGGAGGGUUGGACUAGAUGACCCCAGGGUCCCUUUCAACUCUCCCAAUUUGUGGCCGUGUGGAAGGACAUGUGUCUGCAAACAUUGGAGGGUAAUUGUUAAAUUCUGGUGUGGUGAUGGAGUUGAAAUUCAGCCUAGCUUUGCUCUUUAGUUUUAAAAGGUGUGAGGUGAAGCCUUGAUGUUUUGAAGCACAACUGGUAAUAUCAAGCAUUUGAGUGAUUACAGUGUUUAUCAUUUUGUCUACUAUUUAAAAAUCAGACUUCAAAGUCAAUUCAAAGUUUCAGCACAUACAAAUACAUAUGCGCCUUGACCAAUAAAUGACUGAGAAUGUUAAAAAAUCCUAUGAAUUCUGACUCUCUGGCCAUUUUUUCCCAUAUAUAAGGGCGUGGCAUUGUUCCGCGAAUGGCCAGAGGGAUAUUAGCCCUUUCCUGUACAUAAAGGAAGCAGUCCCUUUGCUUGGGCUGCAAUUGCUAGCUUUGGUGAAUACUUGAAUCGCUGAGUUUCUCUUUUUUGUUUUAAAAUCUAACCCUAUUUUUAAAAUCUACUCCUUACCCUUCCCUUCCCUUAUUCAAAUGGUAAUUUAGCCAAAAGAUUCAACAUUUUCAAUAGUAUAAAAGGUUUGCUGAGACAUGAACUCUGCACAUGCACAGAGGCUAGAUCAGCUAAACAAAAAAAAAGGGGGGAGGAAAGAGAGAGAGAGAGAGGAAGGAGGGGAACUGUAAGGGGGGAGAGGAGGUUUCGAGAGCUUGGGCUGCAGGGAGAAACUUAUCCAAAUUUCCUUAUGUAAAACUUGGAACCAUUGAGGGAAUUCACCCUUAAUGUGUCCUUUGCUCCAGGGGCUACAUAAGACAAAGGGUUAAGUACUAGCCCAUCAAAAGUCAAGAGGUUUCCAGGUUUCAAAUCUUAACAUGCCAAAUUCUUUUCACAGGUAAAUAUCAAAGCGCUCCCACUGUGAGUUCCACUCUUGACUAGUUCUCCCACCCCCAAUGGGAUUUAGCUUUUAUAACAGGCUUUGUGUGCAUUAUAGGAACAGCAUUCCUGACAGAGAUUUUCAAAGGAAAUAAAAAAUUUCCCUUUAAAACAGGAUACGUGAACUCGGACCCACAUAAGCAAAAUGUUUAAUAAUUUGCCAAUUGUGUUCAAAUUAACAAAGGUUUUAUCCCUUCGUUUCUUCCACAGCCAAACUAAGUGAAGGAAAUUAAAUGUAAAUGAUUAUAAUAUUUAAAUGGAUAAAAUGCCUAACUAUGAGUUUGUAUUUACAGCCUCCCAAGAAGAAAAUUUUAGAAUAUUCUCUCCUUUCUUGACUAUUAUCUUCCUCCUUAAAAAAAAAAAGAAAAGAAAGAUCAACAACAACAACAACAACUAAUUAUGUCUUCAGAUCUCAAAUCCCCCUGCAGGCCUAUUUCCAAAGGAUGCUUUGCGGGAGACCAAAAUAUUAAGACCAUCUCCUCACCAGCUAAGCAGCCUGCCAAUGCAUCACAGUAGCCACAACAAUUUCUUCCCAUAAAAGACUUGAGAAACUGACUAAUUUAAUUUUGAAGGAAAUGCCCUUGUGCCCAAGUUUGGAAAUACAUGUAAAAGCAGCAAGAAUUGUCUCAAGAUCACAUUAUUGCCUCAAGAUAUGGUGUAGAAUUAAUAAUUUGUACGUUUUGUGUAUUAUGUGUUAUUAUGUAGGAAUGCUGAAAUGUGUCUGAUAAUGUGUUAUCUCCACAAAGGGGGGGCAAAAAUUUCUGUGUGUAAUUGUUUCUGUAUAAUGUAGGAUACAUAACUAUGAACAACAGAAGGAUAUGGCUUACACCCCAAGGUUUUUGUUUUUUUCAUGGAGGAUUCUCAUAUAUUACAUGCUUUCCGAUAGAGCAGGCUAUAUUUAGAUUAAGUCAACUGAUGAUCAUAUUUCCUUGUCCCACCUGGCACUCUGCAGAGUGCCAACCUUCCUUACCCAUUUAUUUAUGUAUUUAAUGUUUUUCUAUACAUGAAGUUCCCAGACUUUUUACUAUUUCUUUCUUUCUGUUCCAGAAAACUAUUUCAAAUCUCUUCUAUGACUUCUCUGUAUCACUUGCAGAUUCAGUACUGUCUUUAAGUAGCAAUUGUUCUGUAUUUAUUUAUUUAUUAAUCUUGGUUUUCCCGUAUAGCUGUGAAAUUAAUCUAACCACAACCAAGUAUUAUUAUUGGAACCAUAUUUACAGGUAGCUUUGAAGCAACGCUCUUUAUUAUUAUUUGAGAUGUUUUGAUUAAAAUGCCAAAUGAAAAUGGGUGUAGAUCAUGUCCCAAAUUUUAUUUAUUUAUUUGAGGACACGACUACCAUAUGUAGAAUAAGGUUCCUUCACUUUCCUUACAUCUCCAACAUAUUAUUAUUAUUAUUAUUGAUAACAAGAAACGUGUAUAUGCCUUGAUGUAGCAGGAAUGGUCCCUUAUAGAGUUAAAUUGACUCAUUUGGACAAAUGCCCUUUUAAAGAAUGGUUUUGGUUUAACAUACUGGUUUUGAAAAGUUGAGAACCAUGGGGCAAGAUAAAUUCAAAUUGGACUCUGCUGGAAUUGGGCACGUGUAUCCAGGCUGCAACUAGCUUUUGGUCCUUUAAGAGCAAGUGAGCAACUUUCCAUGAGUGCAAGACCAGAGCCUGCAAUAAUAAAACCCCAUAGAAAGGCCAAGGCAAAGACAUCUCUCUCAUGAUAUGCCCAAGCCUGUGCCAGCUAUGGUGAGUGCCAGGCGACAUGGUUAAAUGAAAGCCCUGAGGGGAUUCAACAGGAUGUGUUACUGUACCACUAUGCCGGUGUGAGACCACAGAAGAGCUAGCUUGGCACCUGAAAACACAAAACGGUGGGGCUAAAAAGCAAACUGCAUUUUUUUUCAGUCAGUAGUGGACCUUCCUGCUAAAUGUAAAGCAUACACCACUAUUGAAAAUGUUUCUCCCAAGAGCUAGAAUGCCACAAGUAAUUUAGUAACAAAAUACAACAGGUGUUCUUUUUAUGUAAUUUCCUAUAUCCAGCUAUCUGCACUGCUAUACUUGCAAAUGACCGUAAGAGGCAUGGCUUGCAAGUCCCCUUCAGGUUUGCAUAAACCCACGCAUCUGGUACGGUAGAUACCAAGUUAUUAUUUAGCGCAUAUCUAUAUAACACGCGCGUACAUUGUAUUCGUACAUUGUAUUCGUCGGUGUUGUUCCCUCUUUUGCUACCCUGCUCAACCCACCUCCUUUUCCAUUAGAGCCUAUUCCCACUCACAGGGCACCCCUACAUUCACCGAGAUUUAGGGUGCGGAGAAAAGAUUUGCAAGUUCUUACAGAACUUUAAUGCAAAUCUAUCUCCGAAUGGGGGACUGAUACGGAAGGGGGGCAUGUCUUCUUCUUCACCUUCUUCGCUACAAUAUAUCCAUUUAUUUCCAAUUGCCAAUGUCAAAAGGGACUAAAAUCUAUAAAAUUCAUAGAAAAUCAACUUGCCAAUUUGCUCAAUUUCUCUAGGACUCCAUGACACCUCCCCUGCCCUCCAUAAUCCCUCAAGCAAGGUGUCAAGACCCUAAUCCUGUCAAAUCGCUCUGCCAAGCCCUUCCUCCGGGCGAUGCCAGGUGACAGACUAUGCAUACAUGGACCAUUGUCUUCUCAGGAUGUGCUUAUCUGCGCAUAUCUCCAGCUCUGCAUAUUCCCCCCUCCCUCCUCCAUAUGUUAAUCCGGUGUAACCCAACCUCUUCCUAAUGUAUUCGUGAUGUAAUCUGUGUAACCCAACCUCUUCUUAAUGUAUUCAUGAUGUAACUGGGAUGUAUUUUGCACUGUAUUCUGGGACAUGGAGGGAAAUUUCAAAAGUUCAUGUCACCCCUUUCUCGCGGUUCAAUCUCGUCUUGAACCUGUUGCGCAAUAAACUUGGAUCUCCUGGAACUUGCUCCCGUCUCCGGCUGAGCUCAUUUUCUUCCGCAGGGACCCGCGGACUCAGUCCGACGAGCUGGGUGGCAGAGUAACCCCGCACCCAGAUUUUACCGUAACACCGGCGUUGCUGCUCCUUUCCCUAGUAAUGAAGGGGAACAGUUAGGGUUACUCCAAAAAGCCCUAAAACUGUCUGUGAAUCCCCCCCCCCCCAGCCAGGCCUCAAAAGCCUCGCCUCUAGCAUUUAAAAAACUGCAUUAUCCUCUAAGACAAAAAGCCUUAGCUAAGCAUUCCGCUUGCUGGAACUGAAAAAGCUUGCAACCAGGUAGAGAACAGAGUCCCUUGUCUUCUCAGGCCUUUCUCAGAGCCUUUGGCCUUGCUAAAGAACCACCUUGCAACUUGCUUUCUGUCCGGGAACCAUGCCAGAGCACCAGAAUGAAACAACUGGAACACACUGAAACCCUCUCACCCCCUUUCUGGGAAAAGUCCAAAAAUGGUCCCAAGACAGGAGCUUUCUGUUCAUGCUCAGAGGAACUCAUGGGCAGGACUCUUGAAGAAGGAUGAGAAAAGAGAAAAGUCCUAAAACCCUAAACGCACUUCCUCGCGAGCAAGCGCAGCUGGCAUAGGAGGCUAGGAGGGGCCCGAUCCUCUCCUCCUCCUCCUCCUCCUCCUCCUCCGUUGCCAUGCCCAAGGUGGUGUCCUGCUCCGUGGUUUGCUCCGACACCCGCGACCGGGAGGAGUACGACGACGGCGAGAAGCCCCUGCACGUCUAUUACUGCCUGUGCGGGCAGAUGGUGCUGGUCCUGGAUUGUCAGCUGGAGAAGCUGCCCAUGAGACCUCGAGACAGGGCCCGGGUGAUUGAUGCGGCCAAACACGCCCACAAAUUCUGCAACACUGAAGAGGAGGAAAACGUUUAUCUCCGCAGGCCAGAGGGCAUUGAACGGCAGUACAGAAAGAAGUGUGGAAAGUGUGGACUUCUUCUCUUCUACCAGCACCAGCAGAAGAACGCCCCAGUAACAUUCAUUGUUGAUGGUGCUGUGGUCAAAUUUGGACAGGGCUUUGGAAAAACGAACAUCUACACCCAGAAGCAAGAGCCACCCAAGAAGGUGAUGAUGACCAAACGGACGAAAGACAUGGGCAAAUUCAGUUCGGUCACAGUCUCCACCAUUGAUGAAGAGGAGGAGGAGAUUGAAGCGCGAGAAAUUGCUGAUUCGUAUGCACAGAACGCCAAAGUGAUUGAGAAGCAGCUGGAGCGGAAGGGCAUGAGCAAGAGAAGGCUGCAGGAGCUGGCUGAGCUGGAAGCAAAGAAGGCCAAAAUGAAAGGGACUCUUAUUGAUAACCAGUUCAAAUAAGGAGCAUCGAUAUAGAGGACUAGCCAAGAAAUGUCAUUUAGGAACCAGGGA
Messenger RNA from Podarcis lilfordi (Lilford's wall lizard), 10724 nucleotides. NCBI's taxonomy places the organism in Eukaryota, Metazoa, Chordata, Lepidosauria, Squamata, Lacertidae. The record is from the annotation of a GenBank genome assembly.